This is a messenger RNA of Pseudomassariella vexata, 1564 nucleotides long. Its product is annotated as putative alpha/beta hydrolase. The record is from RefSeq and is a predicted model, not a curated record. The transcript is spliced from 2 exons. The coding region runs from base 186 to 1361 and encodes 391 amino acids. NCBI's taxonomy places the organism in Eukaryota, Fungi, Ascomycota, Sordariomycetes, Amphisphaeriales, Pseudomassariaceae. Gene Ontology annotation, biological process: regulation of lipid storage. Gene Ontology annotation, cellular component: endoplasmic reticulum.
AAACACGUCUUUUGCAGACAGGCCGAAGCUGCGUAUGUAUGUGGUACCCUUCCACAAGUAUCCGGAAUGAGGUGCGGAUUUACAGGUCGACAUAGCCUGGACCAUAACCUGGAGUUUGUCUUCAUAGUCAGAAAGUUGCCAAGAAAGCAUUGUUUCCAGGACUGCUACAUCAUCGUGUUCCAAUCAUGUUAGGUGCCGAUCAGCUCUCAGCUGCCAGGAAGUCACCCUUUCUGCAUACUUUGAUAUUGGCAGCAUGUCUUGCCUUGUAUAUGCUGCUUCGCAAUGUCUUUAGAGAUAUAGAGCAUCGACCUGAAGAGCACACAAUCACGCGGUCGAAAGCUCGGGUUGAAGCUGAACAGAGGCAGCGACUUACUGGGUCGCCAUACCUGACGGAUACAUUCCCUGGUGGAAGACAGUUUAAGACUGUAUAUGGAACGAUUCAAGUGUUCGAAUGGGGGCCCGAAGAUGGGGAAAAAGUCUUGAUUGUGCAUGGCCUCGCCACUCCAUGUAUAUCAAUGGGCAAUAUGGCGAAAGAGUUUGUCAGUAAGGGCUGUAGAGUCAUGAUAUUCGAUCUCUUCGGUAGAGGCUACUCGGACGCACCGAAUGACUUGGCGUAUGACGCCCGCCUAUACACAACCCAGAUUCUGCUAGUCCUCUCAUCGUCCCCGCUGUCUUGGACUGGAUCAUCCGUCUUCCAUAUCGUUGGAUUCUCUCUCGGAGGCUCCAUAGCUGUAGCAUUCGCGGCCUACCACACGUCCAUGCUUCGUUCUAUGACCCUCAUCUGUCCGGGUGGGCUGAUCCGCAUGUCACACAUAAGCUGCCGCAGCCGAUUUAUCUACUCGAGCAGCUUGAUACCGGAGUGGCUCCGCUUGAUGAUCGUGCACCGCGACUUGGAACCAAGAUACGGAUCCUCAAGUGCAGAAGUGCCCGAAGAAAGUGAUGAGGCGGAUAUUGACUUUGACAACGUGGUCAUUUCUGCGGAUCGACCGAGUGUGAAAAUCGGCGAUGUUAUUCGGUGGCAGUUACGAGGGAAUCCUGGCUUUGUUCCUUCCUACUUAAGUACCAUACGAAGUGCUCUGGUCUAUCGACGCCACGAUAGAGUGUGGAGAGUCUUGGCCGACGAACUAGCGCGUCGACGAACAGCAGAAGCGCCGCCCGGUCUGUCAGGUGGACGUAUUUGUCUCAUCCUUGCGCAGAGGGAUAUUACUGUCGUAACGAACGAGUUCAUUGAGGACUCUAAUGGCAUCCUUGGUGUAGAGGAUGUUGACAUGCAUAUCAUCAAGGGGGGUCAUGAGAUUGCCUUCUCACAAGGCAAGGAAGUGGCAUUCAUCGCGACGGAAAGUUGGAAGAGACAAUGCUAGAUUGGCCAAGAUAGAUGAUCCAGGCUUCUAUAUAUAUUUUCUCUUUCACCUGGAUCUACAAGAUCAAUUUCCUCAAGCACCGCUCCCUACUGUAAUUCCAGUAUUAGGCAUAACCCACUUUUCGACCUUCAAACGCCGUGGAAUGUAUCCCGAACAUUUCACGGGAUUCGAUGUGAUAUCCAGUUUUCGAACUCAUCCGUAUU